AUGCCAUACAGAUUCAUUUCGAGGGUGUCUUCUAGGUGGCUGCACGGCAUUAAGAUGCCAUCGUCCCUGAGCAUGGUCGCUAUGGACAUGAAAAUAGCAAUUUUUGUUGUAACGGUUUUCGUGUAUUUGUAUCUUUACACAUACUGUUUUCGGAAGAUGCAGGCUGAACGCAACGGAAUCUUAGACCUCGACAUAAACGAGAACGAACAUUUGGACUUUGGUAUAUUUAAUGAGUCGGAUUCAGAAGACGAGGAAGAAGAAAAAAAAAAGAAGGAGCCAAAGGAACAGUGCAAAAGCAAGAUACCUGUAGUCGUAGAACCAGUUGUGUGUUCCGGGAACAAAAAACACAUGCGAUUUGUUUGA
Molecule: messenger RNA, 363 nt
Organism: Plasmodium fragile
Lineage: Eukaryota; Apicomplexa; Aconoidasida; Haemosporida; Plasmodiidae
Exons: 2
Coding region: 1-363 (120 amino acids)
Source: RefSeq, a predicted model, not a curated record